UCUCCAAACGGUCACACCAUGCCGGCUUUCUGAGCAUCCCAAUUUUGUAUUCCCAAAAGACGCGAAUUAAUAUGCAAAAUGUAUCCCGUGAGCUCACAAAAGAGGUCCUGGACAUUCGCCAACGAGGGUCAACUGAUGGCCUUUCGCGUGGAGCAGAACAACAAGUACGUCGAGGACCACGAAGCGGAGGCGCAGGGGCGCGACCUUGAGGAGCACUUCCUUACACCCGCGGAGGAGCGCCUGUUGCUGAAGCAGUACGAGAUUUACCUCUUCGACUUCUGCCGCCGCUUUGAUCCCCCGAUGCCGAAAUGCGUGGUGGGCACGGCCUUCCACUACUUUAAAAGAUUCUAUUUGAACAACACACCGAUGGAUUACCACCCCAAGGAGAUUCUAGCUACAUGUGUGUUUGUCGCCUGCAAAGUAGAGGAGUUCAACGUAUCCAUCAACCAAUUCGUCAACAAUAUCAAGGGCGACAGGAAUAAGGCCACAGAUAUUGUGUUAUCCAACGAAUUACUUCUUAUUGGACAACUCAACUAUUACCUCACCAUACACAAUCCGUUCAGACCCAUUGAGGGUUUCCUAAUAGAUAUAAAAACCCGCAGCAAAAUGCAAAAUCCUGAGAGGUUACGCCCACAUAUUGAAAGCUUUAUUGAUUCCACUUUCUACACGGAUGCGUGUCUCCUGCACACGCCGUCCCAGAUUGCAUUGGCUGCAGUUCUUCACGCUGCGAGCAGAGAGCAAGAGAAUCUCGAUAGCUAUGUUACGGACUUACUAUUUGUUUCCGCCAGGGAUAAGUUACCCGGGCUCAUAGACGCCGUGAGAAAAAUCCGUAUUAUGGUGAAGCAAUAUCAGCAACCGGAUCGGGAAAAGGUUAAAGCUAUCGAGAAAAAGUUAGAUAAGUGCCGCAAUCAGGCAAAUAAUCCGGAUAGCGAAUUGUACAAGGAGCGCUUACGCCGUUUGUACACCGAUGAGGAUGAUAUGCCCGCAGAAGAUGCCUCAUUCCACAUAGCUGAUGUGAGCUCGGAUACAUCAGCUAUGAAUAUCAGUCAAUAGUUUUUAAAAAUAUUUAUUUUUAUUGAAGUGUGUUCAAUUUAAAAGAUUUUUCUCGAGAUUAAAGUUUCUAAAAACAGAAAA
This is a messenger RNA of Drosophila ficusphila, 1134 nucleotides long. It is a transcript of the gene CycH, whose product is annotated as cyclin-H. Lineage: Eukaryota; Metazoa; Arthropoda; Insecta; Diptera; Drosophilidae. The coding region runs from base 79 to 1053 and encodes 324 amino acids. Gene Ontology annotation, molecular function: cyclin-dependent protein serine/threonine kinase regulator activity. Gene Ontology annotation, cellular component: nucleus; transcription factor TFIIK complex. The transcript has 5 exons. Gene Ontology annotation, biological process: DNA-templated transcription; regulation of cyclin-dependent protein serine/threonine kinase activity; regulation of transcription by RNA polymerase II. The record is from RefSeq and is a predicted model, not a curated record.